Molecule: messenger RNA, 2013 nt
Organism: Cataglyphis hispanica
Lineage: Eukaryota; Metazoa; Arthropoda; Insecta; Hymenoptera; Formicidae
Product: growth hormone-regulated TBC protein 1-A
Exons: 7
Coding region: 318-1334 (338 amino acids)
Source: RefSeq, a predicted model, not a curated record
AUAUAUAUAUAUAUAUCGCGAUAAUAAAUUUCUAUAAUCUGACAGAAAUCUGUGUCACGCUUGAUUCACGAGUAAUCCGUCUCAUUGUUACUCUUGUCUCAGAAUACUCGGAAUAUGCGUGUAAAACAAAACGCGCGCGCCAUAAAAUCCAUUGUGACUCCGCGUGUGACAAAAGCAACGCACAGUGCUCCGAAAUAUUUCUGUGAUCGAUGUUUGCUUGACUAAAAUAAAAUUUCGUAGAUGUACGUAGAAUAUCUAUGGACGGAGUUAUAUGCAAUCACAUAGAUCCAUUUGACACCUGCCGAAUUACAUAGGGCAUGGCAAGUUCAUGCUUCAGUGAUGUGGACGAAUAUGGUUUCGAACGACCACGCGAUUUCGAUUAUGAAACUUAUGAAGAUUUCAUGUCAGAGUACCUUAAGGUUCUUGCAAAAAUGGCUAAGAAAUGGGCAAAAAUUAUUGGUGAAGGAAAAUCGUUACAGCGAAGCAUUACUAUAAAAAAAUAUGUUCGUAAAGGCAUUCCGGGUGAACAUAGAGGAUUGGUAUGGCUUGCUGUGAGUGGCGGAGAAGAAAUAAAAAAUAUGUCGCCAGAACUUUAUCAAAAAUUAUUGCAAUCUCCGCAUAAUACAGAAAUUGCUGAAAUUAUAAAAACUGAUCUCCCAAGAACAUUUCCAGAUAAUAUAUUCUUUAAUAAUACAGAGAAUCAACAGCAUCAAUUAUAUAAUGUAUUAUUGGCUUUUGCUCAUCAAAAUAAAACUGUUGGAUAUUGUCAGGGUUUAAACUACAUAGCAGGUUUACUUUUGCUUGUAACAAAAAGCGAGGAGACAGCAUUUUGGUUACUAAAAGUAUUAAUUGACAAAAUCUUACCAGAUUAUUAUACGCGUACUAUGGAUGGUUUACUUACUGAUAUUGAUGUGCUUGCAGAGUUAGUAAGGAUAAAAAUGCCUGAUAUUUAUCAACAUGUAACAAACUUAGGAUUACCUUGGGCAGUAAUUACAACAAAAUGGUUUGUGUGUUUAUUUGCAGAGGUCUUACCUAUAGAGACUACUUUACGUAUUUGGGAUUGCCUCUUUUAUGAGGGUACCAAAAUUAUCUUCCGUGUUGCAUUGACGCUUAUAAAAAGGAACAGAUCUAAUCUGUUAGCUUGUCAAGAUUUUACAACAUUAGCUGAAUGUUUCAAGGAAAUUACAAAAGACAGUAUUGUUUUACGAUGUCACGAGUUUAUGCAGAGUAUUUUUAAAGUACCUGGAUCACUGCCUGGUAACACAAUAGCAAAACUAAGAACAAAAGUAACGCAACAACGUAUAGAACAAAAGCAAGAUAAGCUAGAACGAUAGUACUAUUGAUCAAAUUUUUCACAUACCGAAAUAUUCUAGUCAUUAUGUUAUUCAUUUGCAUCUUUUGCAAAAUGGAUGCAUGUAAAAUUGUAUUAUAUAUAUUUUGUUAUUGCAUAAUUAUUCUAUGCUCUAUUGCUGUAAAUACGUUUCAAGGAAACUUAUUUAGCCAUGUAAGAAACUACAAAUGACACAUUUUCUCAAUUACUCUAAAUUUAUUUUAGCUUAUUAUUGUAUAUACAAUAUAAUAAAAAGACAAAAAUUAGAAAAUAUUAAUACUUUAUCAAAGAUAAGCAUAUAUAAAUAUAAUUAGUUGUGAUACGAAAUAUAAUGAAAAUUGUAUAAUUAUGACACUAUGGAGAGAUGUCAUAGGAAUGUUAACUAAAUAUCUAAAAAAAAGCAAUUAUCCUCUUUUAAUAUUUUAUUAUAAUUAAUACUGAGUUUAUAUAUCCUAUAUAUCCUUUGUUUAUGCAUUAACUUUUUGCAAAAUUAUUAAUCUUGAUAUUGAGGAUAUCGAAAUUAUGUAAUAAAAUUAGCAGAUUUAGCAUGCAGCUUCAAAAAAAUAGCUUAUUUAUUAUAAAGAGUAGAUAAUGUACAAGAUAAAAUAAUAUUGAUAACUAUGUACAUUAAAAUUUGGUUCCUAAAGUAACAUAAAAGUCAGAUAUAUUACAAAUGUGUACUA